CCCAUCAUCAAAACAUCUUCUCCUCUCUUCUUUCACCUCACUCCGUCACCCUCUCAUCAGGCAGUGGAAACCCAAUUAUCUCUCUCUCACACACACGUUCUCGUCAUUUAAGAACACAUCAUCUUGACGGCGAAAUUCGAAUCGUUUUUCUUUCUGCAAGAUGCCAUAUCGAGGUUUCAGCACCGGCCAUCUGGAUCUGUUGACGUGGCUUCCUGUUGCAGUGAUCGUUGGCUUGUUGAUGGUGAUGGCGCUGUCCUGCUGGGCCGCCAAGCACGCUCUUCUGUGGAAAAGGAGAGCUGAGGAAGCCACAGCGAUCGCCGGCGGGAAGUGCGCCUAUGUCGAAGCAGACGGAGGUCGGAUCUUCGCCACGGAUGUAAAACAAGCUUCAGCCAUCGAGGUUCCUGCCAGUCGAGCUUCAGGAUUUGAGAUUUCACCCAAUCGUCCUCCAGCCUUGGAUUUUGUAUCUCCCAAUCGUCCUUCAACCCUAAAUAUUCCUCCCCAACCUGCCCCAAGCACGAGUAUUCCUCCCCACCAACACCAAACUAUAAAUAUUCCUCCCGCUCGCCACCACAAGACCUCAUCGAUCGACACUCCUUCAGGAAAUCCCAAAACAUUUAAAAAACACCAAGGCACCGCAUCUCGCGAGAGCAAAUGCAAUAUAGCUUUUAAGAUCUCUGUCGUUGGAGAGGAAUUUCAAAUGUGUUCCUUAUGUGGCAAUGUUAAAAGAUGCAAGGGACAUGUUUAUCCACCAGGACAACAUACUGACUACCCUGUCCUCCAUGGUUGUUCAUCUUUCAGCGACGUGACUGUUAGUGCAAUGGGUCAUGUCUAAUGUUUAAUAAAUUGGUAUA
Molecule: messenger RNA, 851 nt
Organism: Penaeus vannamei (Pacific white shrimp)
Lineage: Eukaryota; Metazoa; Arthropoda; Malacostraca; Decapoda; Penaeidae
Source: RefSeq, a predicted model, not a curated record